UAGCUCAUCUCCCAUCAGUGACAGGGAAAAAGACAGGAAUGCCCCAGGUCCCGGAGUUUUAAACAGAUCUGAGAGCGUUUGGAGGGCAAGGGUCGCUGAGCCUGAUCUGAGAGUAGCUCCAGGCUCUGGUUCGCGCUGGGAAGCUGGGAUGCCCCGGCCCCUGGAACGCCGCGGCGUUUCUCACCCGGGAAGAAAAAUGUUUUAUGGCAGAAUAAAUGGGCGUAACUUCGCCGCAUCCUCGCUCCGCGACGCUCGCGCUGCCACGCCGUGGAUGCUGCGAGUUGCCACCCAGCUCAGAGCUGAUUUGCAGCUUACCCCAUUUUCAGCCGGAACCACACAGCCGCGCUGAUGCCACCUGGUAAACUCAAGUUGGAGAAAUCUAUUUCACAUGUGCGCCAGGCUGGGGGACCAGUUCUACAAGGAAGCCAUUGAACACUGCCGGAGCUACAACUCGAGGCUGUGUGCCGAGCGCAGUGUGCGCCUGCCCUUCCUGGACUCACAAACUGGCGUGGCCCAGAACAACUGCUACAUAUGGAUGGAGAAGAGGCACCGGGGCCCAGGCCUUGCCCCGGGCCAGCUGUACACCUAUCCUGCUCGAUGCUGGCGGAAGAAGAGACGAUUGCACCCACCUGAGGACCCAAAGCUUCGACUGCUGGAAAUAAAACCUGAAGUGGAGCUGCCCCUGAAGAAGGACGGGCUCACGUCGGAAAGCACCACCCUGGAAGCGCUGCUCCGCGGUGAGGCGGUGGAGAAGAAGGUGGACGCCAGGGAGGAGGAGAGCAUCCAGGAAAUCCAGAGGGUUUUGGAAAAUGAUGAAAAUGUUGAAGAAGGAAACGAAGAAGAGGAUUUAGAAGAAGAUAUUCCCAAGAGAAAGAAUAGGACCAGAGGACGGGCCCGUGGCUCUGCAGGCGGCAGGAGGAGACAUGACGCGGCGUCUCAGGAGGACCAUGACAAACCGUACGUCUGUGACAACAGUUACAAACAAAAGCAUAAUUCAAAAUCCUCCGACAAAGUCUGUGGCAAGCGCUACAAGAACCGUCCGGGACUCAGCUAUCACUACGCCCACACCCACCUGGCCAGCGAGGAGGGGGAUGAAGCCCAAGACCAAGAAACCCGGUCCCCACCCAACCACAGAAACGAGAACCACAGACCCCAGAAAGGACCGGAUGGGACAGUCAUUCCCAAUAACUACUGUGACUUCUGCUUGGGAGGCUCUAACAUGAACAAGAAGAGUGGGCGGCCUGAAGAGCUGGUAUCCUGUGCAGAUUGUGGACGCUCUGGUCACCCAACCUGCCUGCAGUUCACCCUGAACAUGACUGAGGCUGUCAAGACCUAUAAGUGGCAAUGCAUAGAGUGCAAAUCCUGCAUCCUCUGUGGGACUUCGGAGAAUGACGACCAACUACUCUUCUGUGAUGACUGUGACCGUGGCUAUCACAUGUACUGUUUAAACCCCCCAGUGGCUGAGCCCCCUGAAGGAAGCUGGAGCUGCCACUUAUGUUGGGAACUGCUCAAAGAGAAAGCCUCAGCCUUUGGCUGCCAAGCCUAGGGCUCCAGGUCAUGGAAUGUGACUUCCGGUCAGAGAGGCUAGACCAGAGCCCAAUUCAAAUCCGAUUGAGCCUUGUCUCCUACAUAUCCAGAUAGGCCAGCUGUAAGAAACCUCAGUAAUCACAGAUGGCAUGAACGCGCGGACCCAAGAGGACGAGGUGUCUACUGACCUCUUCCACACAGGUGUCAGCAUUUCCACCAGCUCCUUCUCCUUUCUACCAGAAGAAUCUUGCACUUUUGAAGAACAACCCAGACCCCAGCCCUGUAGAACCCUCUCUCACAUUUACCCAGUGCUGUGGCCCUCUCCCUGGUUCCCAUUUUUUGAGGAAAGCUGUUUUGUGACCACUCCUCAGUCAUUUGUGUGUAGUUUGGUGUUUUCUAUGGAUGUGUUCUAACGAAGAACUCUCCCCUUAGCCUCCCUGCCCCUCCCCCCACCCCCACGUGGGCUUUGAAUCCUGAACUCGAUAGAGGAACACAAAAAAAGGCUAUGGAGAAGUUAUUUAUUACCUGUGUCUUUGGAAACUUCUAGAUUAUGAGUCUGAAGGCCGUCUUGGCAAAGGGACCCUGAAAUCCCUCUUUGUUUUCUGGUCUCUGUGAAGAGGAAAAGUGACUUUCUGGACACCCCCACGGAUACACUGACAUGCAGAAUGGUUCUCCAUGGGGCUGGAGAGGGAAACAGAGGUACAGAGGGCGUGGUAGGAAACACUAGGAAGAAAUUCUGAGUCCCGCCAUCCCAGUCAGUAUUUACCAGGAAUGAUUCUGCACAGGUCAGGACCGGGAUACUCCAACCACCUGGACUUGUCUCUUGAGGGUCUCAAGAACCAAGAAGGUGAGUGGCAGCUGCCUGGUUACAAAUACGGAUUUUGGCACCAAGAAGCUUUGAGAAUUUGUACAGUAUUGACAGAUGCUUGGAAUUUCUUAUCCCACGCAGUUCCUUCCUUUCACGUUUAGUGUGGAGGUCACCUGAGGCCGGACCCUAGGCACUUUGGGAUGGGGGAGGGAGGGUGGACUCCUCACGAAUCACGGGGUUGUGUGAUUAUUUGUGACGGGGCGGCGGUGGCCACGGUAGCCUCCACUGGAGGGCCACGCGUAUCUCCUGUAUCCCGAGAUGCUUGCUGGAUCCUCAUUUUCAAAAAGAAGAAAUCCUUUUCCAGAAGAGGCGGGACGCUCCAAUUCCGAGAAGCCCAGCUUGGAAGUCAGCCCCGUGGCCGGCGGGAGAGGCCCAGGGCUGCCUUUGGAUUGGCGGGAGUGGCCGGGCAGUGGCCACAGCAGCAACACAAUAACUUGACACUUCUGGAAAAAUCAUUUGCCCAAAGGGCAGGUCUCGUGGCGCGCAGGACCCUGGCGCAUGCUCGGCUUCCCUGAAAUCAGCUCCCCCCUCUGGGGUCCGGCUGCUUACAACAAAGGCCGGGGUUAUUUUUAGUCCUCCGGCUCCCGAAGAAGCCUCUGGAGACUCAGACACUCGCCUGGCGGGGCCCCUCCUGCCCAGCUGCGGUGUUUGCUCGGCGACUUGGCAGGAGCCUUCCUGCUCGGCUAAUUGCUGCUGGCGGUGGACAGGGGCGCAGCCUGGCCUGCAGCCGAGCCCGGUCGGUCUCCUCCCAGUCCUUUGCAGAGGGACCAUGGCAAGAAUUGGGUGGUCCCCCUCUAACAGGGGCCUGCGGGCCCUGAGCGAUUGAUUGCACGCACGCGCAGGUGUGGUUUGCAGUGAGCCCCAGAGCUCUGCUUGCUCCCACUCCGCGCCUGGAAUCCAGAGGCCCUGGGGAGGGCUUGGGCGCAGUCGUCGCUGUAUUCCCAGGAGGCGGCACGUCACGGGAUGCGCGUCCACGCCUUUCUGUGCUGCCUUGCUAGCCUCCUGCCAAACCCUUCCCGUCGGUCCUCGAAGGCUGAGGACUGGUUUUGGAAGUCACUUUGAUUUCAUUUUUUGGAAAAGAACGUUCAAGAGAGAGGUUCCCAAAGCCAGAGGUUACCCUGGCUACAAGUUCGAAAGGCAAACCUGAACCCCAAAUCUGCACCCCGACCGUUUGACAGGUUCCCCCCAGGGGUGGUGGUAAACCCAUUUCCUGCCUCUGGCAGACCGUCGGGUGCCCUGUUGCACCUCUGUCUGGCCUUACUUGCUUGUCCAAGAGGGAGGGAGAGGUGGAGUUUUGCAGGCCAGGAGGAGAUAGUUCCCCCACCUCACCCCCUGCCCCACCCUGCCGCUGCUGCUCAGGGCUCUGCGCCAGACAGUAGAAAGGGCCAGAACCCCCCCUUGGUACCUUUACUUCCUGCAGGAUGGGACCCACACCUUCAUUUGGGGAGGUCUCAGUUUCCCCAUUUGGAAAGGGGGGACAGCCAAGCCAGCUGGUAGAACAGCAUGUCCCAGGCACAGCAAGCAGACAGAACUUUCCAGAAUCACACCUUUGUGUUAUAAAGGAAGGUGCUGGCCAACGUCACACUGCUCUUUGAGGGCAGAGAACAAGCCAGGCGCACAGAGCACACGCAGAUAAUCAGGGUUUUAGCUUUGCCUCUGCCACUGAAGGGCUUUGUGACUUUGACUGUGUCAUUUAGCAUCUCUGAGCCUUAGUUUGCCCACCUGUUGAAAUGGGGAUAAUAAGAUUUGUUCUUAGCAGCAGUGGGAGUCUUCAAAAGAGAAAUGUUCUCUAAAUAAUUUCCCUGGGACUGGGGUUGUCUGGGAGGGAACCCAAAUGAUCCCUAUAUGUCCCUCUCCUGCGAGGUAGCCAAGGAUAGAUUAUUUCUGGAACUCUCUCAUUUGGACAGAGGUGAUUUAGGUUUCAAAGGCCAGGUUCCCAUGCUCAGCUCAAGAGACUAAGGGGUCAGUGACUUGGGGAUGGGGGACUCUGUGUGGAAGGGCAGGCACCCCUCCUGGGUAACUUCAGAUUGAAGCUACCCAAGACUCUCCCUUCUAGAUGACCAGCACAGCCGAGGCUGGGAGCAGCUUCUGGAGAAGGCUCUGAUUCAUUUCCGUUCUGUGUUGUGUUCUCUCGCAAAUGUCCGUUCCGAGCCGGGAAGAGAGCUCCACGGGCCGAGUGCAGGCACUGCAGGCAGGUCGCCCAGUUUUGAUCCUCUACACCGAGCAUGGCUACCUGUGACUCCCAAGCACAGAGCUGGGAGUAGAUCCAAGCAGAUGUGUUAGAACUAUACCUCCCCCUACCCCCCCCAAAAAAAACCCACCAAACAACCAAAAGUGCUCCAUUCAAAGUCCAGCUCUCCUACUUUCUAGCCUGUCAACCUUGGGCAAGUAUUUUUCCACAUCUGCAAGAGGGGCUGAUGUGGGCGCCAGCAGGGUUUUGCAGAGGUUGGAAUAAUGCUGAUAAUGAGCCUGGCAUGGGGCCUGGUCUGAGGAAGGGCCCUGCUCGGUGCUGGCUUUGGUCUUUGUGUACCUCUGUACACCAGCCGAGAUAAUGAUGCUGCGGCUACUAGCUCAAAGCCCGAGGCAGCCACGGGGUCUUCACUUUGCUUCACCCCGUGUGGUUCCCCCCUGACCAGAGAGGACAUGGGGCUGCAGGAUCCAGGCUAGGAGCAGAAGCCGUUUUCUGGUAGGCAUUUCGGAAACACUGCCUUUUGGGCCUGCAGCAAAUGCUGUUCCGUCAGAGUGUCAGGAGAGAGCCAGUCCCUGCUAGGAGAUUGAUUUCCGCUGGGCCUCCAACCACUCAUGGCCCCGAGUGAGGCUGCCAGUGGGUCCCUGGCUUUGCCCAGGGCCAGAGAGGAAGCCGGGAUGGUGGAGAGAGCAGGUGCCUCUAGCUCCACUGAGUCUGAGGCCCUGCAGGGAGCUGGUGGGUGGGAGGGAGGCCAGAUUCCUCUGGAGCUGGCAAAGAUAACAGGUUUGAAGGUUGGGGGAGGGCACGGCUCCCAAGAAACCCUGGGGAAUGCCACUCUGGGUGCAUUUUAGUCCUUGUGCUUUGAACACAGUACGCUUCUUUGGGGCCCGCCCCGUCACCAAGUUCAGCUAUUUUAGGGAAGGAAAAUGAGAUGAUGUCUUUUCCUAUGGGGGCAAAUUUAGGUGACAGACCGGUGCUCUUCUGAACAGCUGAAGAAAGAUUAUUGGCAACGAUGCCAGGCUUUGGGAGUCCGGGAGGAGGACCCCCGAUUUCCGCUGUAGGCCCAGGUGUGCUGGGGGGUGGGGGUGGGCCCGGAGACUCCCACACUGACCCUCCCUUCCCCACACCCACCGCCCUCCCUGGCUGCUGGCGGCUCUCCGUGUCCCUGUCAGAGCAGAGGGAAGUGCUGGCUCCCUGCUCAGAGACCCUGCACGCCCCACUGGCUCCCUCUGUGUCACCAGAGCUGAGGCCCAUCCCAGGAGGAGGAGGGGGUCAGAAAGGGCAUUGAGGAGCAGGGUGGUCGGUGUCCACCUGAGGAGGGGUUUGGAGUUAGGGAGAUGGCCUGGAGCUAAAUAACUGGGUGGGAGGAGUGGGAAGGGAGAUGCAGUACAUGCCACCAUUGUCUCUCAGCAGCUCCACAUUUUCCUGCGAUUCUGGAUAAUAGACUUAAAAAAAAGAAAAGAAAAGAAGUCAGACACUUGCACCAUUCCAUACCAAGCCAGAUCUACUGUUUUCAAGACCCCCUCCCCCACACACAGACACCCGGGUUCUGAGCCCCUGUGGGAUGGGGGGUUUCCCAGGACAAGAUCUGCUCCUGUCAAUGGAGGCGGGAGGUUCAGAGACAGUCUUUAUGGAUCUUCCUUGUCCCUCCUUAUCACCCUCUCUCCCCCCAAAAGUGUUCUUUUGAUGUAAAUAAGCUGCUGAGUUCUCUUUUGUCUGGAUGGGUUACAAAUGACAGCAAAGCCCUGGAUAGCAGAGGGGUCAGCACUGCCCCCCAAGACUCCCCCUCUGUCCCCCCCCACACACUGACCAGGGUCCCUGCCACUAGGAGAGGAGGAGUCCUGUCUUGGGCAAAUAGAUUGGGGUUCCUUUUAGCAGCCGAUUCCCACCCUGGAGGAUACCUUUGGUCUUCUGACGAGUUUCAUCUGGACACCAGGUGAGAUAUAGACAAGAUGCUGGAAAACACCGAAGCGGUCAUUGCUCUCAGACUUACCAGCAACCCCCAACCCUACCCCUAAACCCCCAGGUAUGUGGUGCUGCUGGUUGUCUGGGGUCCAGCUGGCUGUGGUCAGAGAGGAUCUCUGUAGUUGUCCAUGGCCUGAGGCUCCUCUACUCAUUUCUGAAACUUCCCAGGACGUAGGAUUUUGUCCACGAUGCUCUGCCAGGGCCUCUGGUCACUGAGCAUGACUGCCCAAGCAGAGAGGUGGUUCACUCAGAGGUUAGAAUAACGCUGAUAACGAGCCUGGCAUGGGGCCUGGUCUGAGGAAGGCCAGGGUCUUUGGGGUGGCUCUCAGAAAAUCCUUGGGAAACUGGGUCCCCUUCUGAGAAGGCUGGGGACCCUCAGGUCUGUAAAGGUCAGUGGAGGUCAUUUUCCUGACCAGGAAGCAAGAGGAAGACUGCUCUGAUGCCCUGGGUCAGGAGUAUGCAAGCAGAUGGAGUGCUCUAGCAGAUGGAGUGCUCCCAGGAAGUGCUCCCAGGAAGGCAUUGCGGCUGUGUGGCCCCUUCAUGUAUCCUGCCUGGGCUGCUGGAAAGAGAGGCCAGAGGAAGCACCUCCAGGAAACUGGUGGGGCGGGGUGGGGGUGGGGCGGGGAGGAGGGGAGAGUCGGGCCUGCUUGGUCCUCUUCCAGUUAGUUGCUUUCCCAGAAGGAACAGGGAGCUCCCUUUGUGAGGAAUAAGAUUGGGAAGUGGGUCGGUAGCCAGAGAAGGGUCCCUCUGGGCUGAGGGAGCCCUGGCUGUGUCCCCACAGAAGGUUGAGACCUGAGGUCACCUCCCGGGUCCCCCGAGACUGUGAGGGAUGGGUUGGAGGGCAGAGGAAUGCCCCUGACUCAGUCUCUUUGCCCCUCAGGCCUUCGCUUUCUUUGCGCCUGUGCCUUGACAAGGGUCAUUUCAGGGUUUCCCCCUCUGUGGCCCCACCAAGAGAAGGAAGCAUUUGUGCUGAGGGUGACAUUUCCCAGGGCAGGCCAGAGGAAGGCCAGGAACCAAGACUGGCAGGCGGCCAGAGCCCAUUUCGGCAGAGAUAUAAUCACUAAUAAUGACCUCUAGCCCGGGCAGCGAGCAAAGUAGCCAUUCAGGACGGUAGCAGCCCUGCCUGGCGCAUGGACACAGUGUGGCAGGGAAGGAAGGGUGCAGGGCAGUCCCCGUAGGAAACGGGGGGGGGGGGAGGGGGUGUGUGCAGAGCCCUCAGGGCCUAUAUUUUCCCUUAGUACCACAACUUCACGAGUCUCUAGGUUAUAUUUAGCCUGGCUGCAUCCCGUUUGUCUGCAGCUCUAUUAUUUGUACUGGUGUUUUUGAUAUUGAUGAUGAAAACAGGGACAGAGACAAACACUCAUGCACACACACACACACACACACACAAACUCACACCUCACUUAGCAAUCUGAAGUGAACCGUAUGUUUUGUGUGCACAUAUAUACACACACACAAACACAUGCACACACCUUGCUUAAAUGGACUGGACCAUAGGUGUGUGCAUGUACAUAGAUGCAUGUACACACACACACACACACACACAAACACACACCUUGCUUAACUGAACUGAGCCAUAUGUGUUGCUCCAGAAUGAGAGAGGGAAACUGUCCUGGGCUGGGAGCUGCCAGACAAGAUGUUUUCUAUUUUGGGGUGCUCCUAGGCCUGCUCCCUGAGCUGUCAGCCCCUGCACCAGCACAGCCGUGGGAAAGAGACCUUGAGCUCCAGACACCAUUGGCUGUCACGAUGCCUCCCUUCCCUCCACUCCGCUCCUUUCUACUUCUUUGCAGGGAGCAGGGGAGAUGUUUGGCAAUAGUCAGGGGCCAGGUCUCCCUUCUGUUUUCUGUGGAAGGGAUGCAAAUUUUUGCAGUGAAAAUUGGGAUGGUUGGAAUGCUUUCCUUUGCUGGGAGUUCUGGGUUCCCCUCUUCUUUAUCCACUCCCCUUUCCUGCCCCCCUCCUCCUCCCACUGCACUGGCUGCUGAAGAGAGGGGUGCCAGGGAAAGAAAUAGAGGCACCCAAAAGAAAGAAAAUAUACCCCUUCGCGCUUCCAACACAUAGUUGGAAGAGGUCUAAAUUAGGUCUGUGAGCAGUGAAGGAGAGCAUGGAUUCAUAGAGGGGAGCUCAAAGGCAGGGAGUGGGGUCCAUUGCCCACAUUGCAUCUGACCCGCGUGGCCCUGGAUCGAAAGCAGACAAGUUACUGUGACAAGGCGGGGGCAAGAAUCUGGGGAGUCCUUUUGCCUCUGGCUGGGAAAGGGAGGGUUGCCCAUCCUUGUUGCUGACCCCUCAUCUGCCACAUUUGCACUGGCCACCUCUCACCUGAAGGAAAAGGACCCCAUUUCUUGCCCACUUUGAGGAAUUGUUGGGCAGGCUGGCACGGGCUAACAUACUUGGCAGGGCACCCUGUGCAGGGCGAUCCUGGUGGGGCUAAACCACAAACCCCUCCUGGUCCAACCUUCUCCACCCUUGAAUGGCACUCCCUCCUGGCCAUCCUGCUCUGACCCCAGUCGUGUGUCGCCCAGGAAGGUGUCUGUGCAUCUCGGUCACUUUGCUUAUAUGCACGUGUUGUGUGUUCAUCCAUACUUGAGGCACAGGCUAAAGUGUACAUGGAUUUCCCCCAUCUGGAGGUCAGGCCUGGGAGACUGCCCGUGAGCAGCUGGGAGCUCUUGGUCAUCUUUUCCUCAAGCAUCGGUUGUCCCAAAGAGAGGAUCCUCCAAGAGAGGAACACUGGGUGGCAAUAACAGCAUCUGGAGAGGAAUCGGCCAGGCCACGGCAAGAACAUGAUCCUGAGUCUCUCCCCUCCCCCCGCCCCCCAGGCCACUUGUCCAGUGCCCUUCUGGGGUGGGGUCUCAUGUGGGGAUCAGAGGAACUCUACAGGGGAAUGGGGGCAGGGGACCAGUUUCUGGGGUCAGCUGUGCAUCGUGUCCUUGCUUCAUGCCUCGCCUUCUCCUUGCUGUAUUGACUGUGUUCUGUCACCCUUUUCCUUGCAUCUCCCUGAAGAAGCCGCGCCAAGAUUGAGCUCUGUGCCUGAAUGCGAAAGGCAGCCAGUAUCUGCCCAGCUGGAGGGUCGGCUCAGAGUUUACCUGAUGCUGCCCUUGAUAUCUCUACAGGCAGUCCUUUUUGGGGUCUCCAGAUAGCAGCUGGCUGGGAUCCAGAAGAAUCUCAGUGCGCAUAGCAGAGAGGACACAAGAUUCCCUUGCUGCUUGGUUGCGAGUCUGGUUCUAAAGUGUGAGUCUGGUUCUAAAGAGCUAGGACACCUCCUUCCUGCCCUUUCUUGGUUCUAAAGUGUGCGAGAACACAAACUGCAUUCUGGGACUUGGCCCUGCCUUCCAUUUGAAAGCUGGUGGACAAGGUCCUUCUGAGCCACCACACAUCUUAGAAAUAGGUCACCGUGUGUCAUAUGCUGCUGGCUGGGGGAACAGAAGGGGAGAGUCAUCUGGUCUGGACCAAUCCAGGCUAGACCCAGGCAGCGGGCCUUCAACUUUGAGCUUGUGGGCCCUCCAUCCAGGCUCUGUGAGGGGAGCACUGGAGAGCACUCAAGGAGGGUCUGCUUUGAGACUCCCGGGGAGCAUGACUGGCAGCACCUCAUCAGAGGUGGGAAGGGCCUGCUGGGAUGCCUGGCCUGACACUGAGCCUCGAUUCGUACCUGAGGAGACUUAAAAGAAAGCUGGACCUGUCCAUAUCACCUAUGCAGGAGGCAGCACUAACUAGUCUCUGCCCAGAAAGAGGCCCGCACCCCUCUUUCCAAAUGUGCUCUCCUCUGAGAGCUAAGAAAUAGUGAUUCUCUGUCGGGGUUGAAAAAGUUGGUUUCUUCUUCAUGUUGCCUCAAGCUCCCCCGGGGUUCUCCUGUGAAAUAGGGGAGGCUGUUGUGCUGGCUUUGGUGAAAGUUGUCACUCCAUCAAACCGGGGCUGUCCUUCUGAGUGGGCAUAGCUGAACUGGGUGGGGCGGGGGGGGUUUGUUCCUUCUGAGUGGGCAUGUCUGAACUGGGAGCAUCCUCUGAGUGGGCCCGAGCCACUGAGAUUGACAAGACUGAGAGGUUCUUAGAAGGAGAGGCCUCACGUGCAGGCUCUGAGGAGAGAGGCUGUGGAGUCUGUGAGGGGUUGAGGGAAACUUUACCCGCUUACGCAGCCAGUGAUUAGGCCCUGGAUGUCUGCAUCACCCCAUUGCUUCGGGCCGCAGCUGGGAAGGGGCUCCCGCUGGAAAUAUCUCUGAACUCCGCCAUGCACUGUGUCUGUGUCUCUCUCUAGAGCUGUAAGUAGGAAGCCAACUUGGGGGCACAAGAGAGCAAAUCCAUGUCAACAUGCACUGUUGCACUGUAGCACUGUCGUCCCAUUGUUCAUCAAUUUGCUUGAACGGGCAUCAGUAACGUCUCCAUUGCGAGACUUGUUCUUGUUUUUGGCACAUCGAAUAUGCCACGGGGAACUUGCCAGGCUCUGCCCUGUGGGCGGGAUACUCUCGGUAGCUUGCUGGACUCUCCGAGAGGGGCAGAGGAAUCGAACCCAGGUUGGCUGCAUGCAAGGCAAACAUCCUACUCACUGUGCUAUCGCUCCAGCCCAUGUCAACAUGAUAGUCCCACAGUUCCAAAGUGCUUCCUUGUCUCUUUUACCCUCCCCUCACUCCCUCACCAACUCUUUCUGGAACCCUCAGUCGUACAUUAGGAACGAGAGAGAGAGAGAGAGAGAGAGAGAGAGAGAGAGAGAGAGAGAGAGAGAGAGAGAGAGAGAGAGAGAGCUGGCUCCUUUGGAUGUCCUCCCCAAUGGUCCUAGGGAUCAAUGCCACAGGACCUCCCACUGAUGGGACUGCAUAGAGCUUUCAUUAUGAGCUGCUUGGGGACCUUAGUGUCCAGGACUGAGGCUGAUGGUAGCCUUUGUGAGGUUAGAGAGAAGAGCUCCAGGCCUGGGAGGUCUGAAGACACGCGCUCUGUGGACUCCUUUCGAAAGCCACCAGAGCACCCCCAUCCUGCCCCAAAUGCUUUUCCUGGUGUGAUGUGAUUGUAGUCUCUGUCUGUAGGGUAGACAUGUCGUGCCACUGGUCCUCUGCCUGCAGGGUGCCCCCAUUCUCCCUGUGUUCCGUCCCCACGUUGUGGAUCCUGGUGUGAAAGUACUGUGAUGUUUCUGCCCCAUGCGCAGAUGCGUGGAGACCUCUGUUUCAGUAUCGGAGAUGGGGCUUAUCACAUCUCCCAUCACCCUACGGGGAUGCAAGGGGCUGUGACUUUCUAGAGAGCCGUGCAGCCUCAAGGCCUCUGGAGAAUCUACAGGAGGCCCAUGGCUGCGUCUGUCCAGGACUGGCCUGCAGCGAGAGGUCACCGAUGAGUGGAGAGGGCUGACCAGAGGCUGCCUGGAGCUAGGACGCCUCCUUCCUGCCCUUUCUGGGGUUCCGGGAGGGGGCCAUGGAGAGGCCAGAUCCUGGAGCCCUUGCUGGAAGAGCCAUGUGGGCCUCAGCAGCCUUGAUUUGGGGGACCCCCGCAAAGCCCAGGCCUCUGUGGAAUCCGCACACCUUCACCGAGACUGAGUCACAGGCCCCGCCUCAUUUGCUGUGGUUAGUAUCUUGUUCUGUGGUUGCUUAGCCGUGUUGACAACCUAUGUAGCAAAUCUUUUUUUGUCUGCAGUUUAGAGAAUGUGUAAACAAAUAAAAGACUUCAAAACUCU
Molecule: messenger RNA, 12194 nt
Organism: Sorex araneus (European shrew)
Lineage: Eukaryota; Metazoa; Chordata; Mammalia; Eulipotyphla; Soricidae
Gene: DPF3
Product: double PHD fingers 3
Exons: 12
Coding region: 389-1546 (385 amino acids)
Biological process (GO): nervous system development
Cellular component (GO): nucleus; nBAF complex
Source: RefSeq, a predicted model, not a curated record